UUUGUCACUUAUUUCUAAAAAACAAUAACGAAAUAACGAUCACGACUACUGUUUUUUAGACAUGAAAUAAAUUUACUAAUGAUUAUUGCAAGUGGACCAUUUUAGAUAGUACAAAUCUACUCUAACGAUAAGUAAAACAAACAUGUAGGUAAUAAGUACGUAAUCAUAAUAAAAGCCGUGUAAAUUUUACUGCGGCUUUUAUUAUCACGAUUCCAUUGCUGAUUAGGUAUUUCUUUCUUGUUUUGCUUAUCUACGAAUAAUUGAAGAUUGGUGGUACGUACCUAUACAAGCAUGGACACAUAACUUUUCAGGUAGAUACAUAAUACAUAAAUAUAUGUAUGUUCAUAUUUGAAAUCGCAAUUCUGAUUAUCGACUUAAAUAUUUAAAGAAGCAAGUAAAAUUGUUAAAAAUUAUACCGGAUCGUUGUUGUUAGCAUCAAAAAUUACAAAAACGAGCUAGAAUUGUUGGACCGUUAACAAGGACAUCUUUGAUCUUCACGCAAGGAAAAACAGGCAGCCUUCGCUUCGUCGCUGUCCUGUUUAAAACAGAUUCAUUUUUAUUCAAAAACAUCGUCUUAUUGUUCCUUCUUAACACACCUCUCUUUAUAAACAAUACAAAAAUACAUAAAGCAAAAGUUGGCUCUAAUUUUAUCCCACUAUUCGCAUCUUUUAUAUUUCGUUUGGCAUCAGGUAUAAAAGCUGCGCCCAAUUCGGUUUCUUAGUUUUUAUAGAUAGAAGACAUGCAAGAGGAUUUUUAAUAACUUGUUUGUGUAAAAUAGUUAUGUAUGUGAAUUUUUUAUACUAGUGAAUUGUUUAUAAAUAUAUAUACUUAUAAUUGUGCACCGUUUGAUACGUCGGAUACGAUAAAAAUGGGAAAGAUUUCGUCAAUAUUUGUCAUUGUAUUUUUAACAAUAAUCGCUGUAAAAUAUGCACUGGCUGUCGACGAUUAUAAUGUUUUAUACAGAGAUAGUUCCUUUGAGUUUGGAUACGAUACACCAGAUUCUUAUCAUCACGGCAGAGGAAACAGAAAUAAUGUAGUUCAUGGUGAAUUUGGAGGUCGAAGUCCUUCUACAGGACAUUUAGAUUCUACACAGUAUACAGCUGGACCAAGAGGCUACAGACCUCGAGGAAAAAAUGUCGUAAGAAAGUACGAUUUAAGUCAAAAUGGCCCAAGAUCAAGUGGCAGUAAGGACGACCCAUAUUUCGAUGACAGUGAAGAUCCAAGUUACAAUUUUGGUUUUAAAACAAGGACUUACCAAAGACAAGAAGUAUCGAAUAACGUUGGGGAUGUGACGGGGAAGUUUUCUUAUAUCGAUGACGUUGGUGAUCACCAUAAUGUCGACUUUGUAGCCGGUAAAAAUACCGGUUUUCAUGUAAAAACUCCAUUCCCUGAUUCGAACCCCAAAGCUUACGGGCCGUUGUUCUUUAAAGGAAGAGGAAAGCCCAUUCCGAGGGGUAGAACAUCGAUUCAAAGACAAUUGGACGGAAGUUACAGGUUUGUUUCGGCCGGUCCAGAUCAAAGAAGAACCGAAACGAGUGACUCAUCCGGCCACGUUAGAGGUUCUUACACUUAUUUGGACGACAAAGGCGUUCAACACACGGUACAUUACAUAGCUGGUCCCGAGACAGGAUACAGAGUUCUUAAAACGGUUAAAGGACCCCAUUUACCGAACAUAUUUCCCUUUGGAAGCCCCGAAUACGUUCCACCAAAUUUGUAUAACGAUUAUUCAGAAGAAGUUUUCACCGCUUCUGAAAGCGGAAGGGUCAAACCGAAAGGAAACUUCGAAGGAAUAAGCUCAACAAAGGACGAAAGCGGUUUUUCAAAUCGGUUUGAUAAUAAUUCAGGACAGAACACCUUUAAUUCUGACUCGACAUCAGGCAAUGACGACUUCGGGGACAUAUUCGGAAAAGACGAUAAAUCAAAGAAUAAACACUUGAGUAGACCGUUUACGUCUUCUUCUCAAUCGUACAAAAAUAAUAAUGACGGUGAUUAUGAAGAAGAAGAAGAAGACAAUGGUUCGUACAAUAAACCGUCUGGAGACGAAGGCCCUAACAAAGAAGACGACGAUCAAGAAAAUUGCUGUAACACUGGAAACUCUGGAAUCAACGUUCAAAUUAGCGGAACCAGAGAAGGUGCUAUCGUUACGAACUCUGGUAAGAAAGUUUUAUCUGUUCCUCCAGGAGUUUCUGUAAGGGCCCACGUGCAGGCCAUUGAUUUGAUCCCUUUGAAACCAAAAGUACGCUCCCCCGGUGACGAACUGAAGGAAGAAGUCGACGGAAAAUCGGACCAAUUUGGAGCAGAAUGAAAUAUAAGCAGAUGAGAAAGCUUCACGAGGAGUUUUUACCUACUGCUAUUGAAGAGAAUAUGUAUAACAGACAAUGCCGUCAGUCGAUCGAAGCAGUAAAUUAAUUUUACGAUUAAGUUAUUUUAUUUAUUUUCAACUAUGUACGUACGUAGUUCUGUGGUA
Messenger RNA from Agrilus planipennis (emerald ash borer), 2467 nucleotides. RefSeq lists its product as uncharacterized. The coding region runs from base 869 to 2305 and encodes 478 amino acids. NCBI's taxonomy places the organism in Eukaryota, Metazoa, Arthropoda, Insecta, Coleoptera, Buprestidae. The record is from RefSeq and is a predicted model, not a curated record. Gene Ontology annotation, molecular function: structural constituent of chitin-based larval cuticle. The transcript has 5 exons. Gene Ontology annotation, cellular component: chitin-based extracellular matrix.